This is a messenger RNA of Triticum aestivum (bread wheat), 1621 nucleotides long. Its product is annotated as bisdemethoxycurcumin synthase. The transcript has 4 exons. Gene Ontology annotation, biological process: polyketide biosynthetic process. The record is from RefSeq and is a predicted model, not a curated record. Gene Ontology annotation, molecular function: acyltransferase activity, transferring groups other than amino-acyl groups. The coding region runs from base 127 to 1446 and encodes 439 amino acids. NCBI's taxonomy places the organism in Eukaryota, Viridiplantae, Streptophyta, Magnoliopsida, Poales, Poaceae.
CCCGUCUCUAUAAAAUACAACCCUUUGCAUCUCGCAAGGCAAACAAGAGCAGCCUUCUCCCUGUCCCAGUCUGUCUUGCUGGUGGCACUCGGCAGUCGGCACUCGCUUCAUAUAGCUAGGUGAACCAUGAUCUGGAAAUGCUAUGCGCCAUGCUCUCCCGUCCAUAUAAAACACCAAGCCUUUGCAUCUCGCAAGGCAAACAAGAGCAGCCUUCUCCCUAUCCCCCGUCUGUCUUGCCGGUGGCUAGCUAAGAAGGCCUGUGAGAGCAUGGCAAGUAGUACCGUGUGCGAGAUCCGCCGUUUGCAGCGUGCGGACGGGCCUGCGUUGGUGCUUGCGAUCGGGACAGCAAACCCGCCCAACCACUUGUCCCAAGAGGAGUACCUGGAGUACUACUUCCGCGCCACCAAAAGCGAGCACCUCACGGACCUCAAACGCGAAUUCAAGUCAAUAUGUGACAGGACAGGCACGGAGAAACGUUUCUUUCACCACACACAGGAGCUGCUGGACGCCCACCCUCGCUUCUUCGACGGCGGACACGACCGCCUGGAGAUCGCCGCCGCCGUCGCCCCGGACCUCGCCGCGUCGGCCGCGGCCAAGGCCAUAACCAAGUGGGGCCGUCCAGCGACCGACAUCACUCACCUCAUCGUCAGCACCAACUCGUGCGCCCGCGCCCCGGGUGCCGACCUCCACAUCGCCUCCCUCCUAGGCCUCCGACCGUCUGUGGUUUGCACACUGCUCCAGAUCAACGGAUGCUCCGCCGGCUCCGCGUCGCUACGCCUCGCCAAGGACAUUGCCGAGAACAACCGCGGCGCCCGUGUCCUUGUGGUGUGCGUCGAGCUCAGCGUCGCCGCCUUGCGGGGGCCAGAGGAGAACUACCCCCACACCCUCAUCAGCCAGGCAAUUUUCAGUGAUGGCGCCGGCGCCGUAAUUAUCGGCGCUGACACGGUGCACCCACUGGAGCGCCCACUCUUCGAGAUGGUAUCCGCGUCACAGAUCGUGAUUCCGGGGACGGAUCAUCUUGCCAUGAUAAAAACCGGGGAAGGUGGCAUUUACCACCAAUUGUCGAUGCGGGAGCUUGUCCCGAUAGUAGCACAGAACAUCGAGCAGUGCAUAUCGGAUGAGCUCAAGCAGCUCGGAGUUGGCGUCGAAUGGAACGACCUCUUCUGGGCAAUGCACCCCGGCGUCAAUGCACUCUUAGACCAUGUCGACCAGGCUCUCAUGUUGGACCCGGGAAAGUUGGCAGCGAGUCGGACCGUGCUGAGAGAGUACGGGAAUAUGCUCAGCGCCACAGUGAUUUUUGUGCUUGAUGAGCAGCGGCGCCGAAUGGAAGAGGACGGAGAGGAAGGUGUUUGGGGUGUGAUGCUGGGAUUUGGACAUGGGUUCACAAUUGAGACUAUGGUGAUGCAUGCGACCAGCAAUCUCAAGCAAAAGUAUGCCAGAAUGUAGUGCAUAUUUUUAUUUUAUUUAAAGUCAAACGAUGUAAAGUUUGACCAAAUAUGAUUGCUCUAGUAACUAGCAAGUCCGCAUGCGAGGACAAUAUCUUUAGUGUGUCGGGCGGCAUGUGCAAAACACGCGCAUGACAUCUGUCAGCAAUAAACACGAGGUAUAUGUGUCCGUGGUA